Molecule: messenger RNA, 543 nt
Organism: Scomber japonicus (chub mackerel)
Lineage: Eukaryota; Metazoa; Chordata; Actinopteri; Scombriformes; Scombridae
Exons: 1
Coding region: 1-543 (180 amino acids)
Source: RefSeq, a predicted model, not a curated record
AUGGCACAUGGCAGAGGGAUGCACUCCUUGUUUCAUCUGACACUGGUGUUGUCCAUCGUCCUGACCUCAGCUCUGAGAACCCUCGACUCCGAACAGGAGCUGCAGGACAGUGGGUUUGGUGAACCGCCACCUCGCCAUGGCAUCAGACUGCUGGAGUGGUACGUUAAGAACUGUCUGGACAACAACAUGAUGGCUCUGUGUGAUCCCAUCAAGGGGGAGUACGGAUUUCACGAGUUUAAGAACCGAGGGCCCCGUCGUCUGCUUCCAGUGAUAAAGGACAAAAGGCAAUACAAAUACUUUACCAUUGGAAACCUCCACUCUCAUCAUGCUGAGGAUCUGCCGUAUGAGGUCAGGAAGGACUACGACCGCAAAGACCCCAAUAGUAACAUGGACAGAGUUUUGGUGAGAUACAACAACAACAAUAAACGCAUCAGUGACAUCUACGCUUCUGCACAUUAUAAGGCAAAAGAGACAUACAUAAUUGGCCCCAAUCUUAUUGCCUCUCUUCGACAGCCAAGCGCUCUUGUUUACAUAGAAAUGUGA